Messenger RNA from Neopsephotus bourkii (Bourke's parrot), 3194 nucleotides. RefSeq names its product discs large MAGUK scaffold protein 3 (gene DLG3). Lineage: Eukaryota; Metazoa; Chordata; Aves; Psittaciformes; Psittacidae. Gene Ontology annotation, molecular function: kinase binding. The transcript has 21 exons. Gene Ontology annotation, cellular component: neuromuscular junction; neuron projection; postsynaptic density membrane. Gene Ontology annotation, biological process: chemical synaptic transmission. The record is from RefSeq and is a predicted model, not a curated record. The coding region runs from base 333 to 2909 and encodes 858 amino acids.
GCCGGGCGGGGGAUGCUCCGCGCCGCCGCAGGUGCCGCGCUCCCGAACCGCGCCGGGCCGGGCCGGGCCGGGCUGAGCUGCCCCGGGAAGCGGAGCGAUGCCGGCGGCGAGCACCGCGCUGUAACCCGCACCCCGCCUUCCUCCUCCACCUCCCGCCCGCGAGUCCGGGGGCGCCGAGGGGGCGAGGAGGCGGCGGCAGGCGCGGCGCGGGGCGGGGGCCGCCGCCGCCCUCCGAGCAUCCAUCCAUCCAUCCCUCCAUCCAUCCCUCCCUCCAUCCCUCCCUCCGCGCCGCCUCCCUCCCUCCCUGCCGGCUCUAUGGUGUGAGGGCAGCGAUGCACAAGCACCACCACUGCUGCAAGUGCCCCGAGUGCUACGAGGUGACGCGGAUGGCGGCCCUGCGGCGCAUGGAGCCCCCCUCCUACGGCGAGUGGCAGCACGAGCAGUACGGGUACGGCGGGUACGGUUCGCAGACCCUGCCCGCGCCCGGGGGCAACGCGCCCGCCGCCCGCGGCAAGGCCAAGCUGGGAGGGGGCCCCCCCCGGGACCCCGCCGCGCUGAAGCCGCCGCCGCCACCGCCGGGGAAGAGCGCGCCCAAGGUGAACGGGAGCGGCCCGGGCUGGUGGCCCGAGUGCACGUGUUCGACCCGCGACUGGUACGAGCAGGCCAACCCCGCUCCCAUUAUCGUGAACCCAGAGUCGCUGGAACAAGGGCUCUCUGUGAACGGCAGCGAUGGGAUGUUCAAGUACGAGGAGAUCGUCCUGGAGAGGGGGAACUCCGGCCUCGGCUUCAGCAUAGCGGGAGGCAUCGACAACCCCCACAUUCCAGAUGACCCCGGCAUCUUCAUCACCAAAAUCAUCCCUGGGGGAGCCGCAGCCAUGGACGGCCGUCUGGGGGUGAACGACUGCGUGCUGCGGGUGAACGACGUGGACGUGUCCGAGGUGGUGCACAGCAAAGCAGUGGAGGCCCUGAAGGAAGCGGGCCCUGUGGUGCGGCUCGUGGUGCGCCGCCGGCAGCCCCCACCAGAGACCAUCAUGGAGGUCAACCUGAUGAAGGGCCCCAAAGGCCUGGGUUUCAGCAUUGCCGGGGGCAUCGGGAACCAGCACAUCCCCGGGGACAACAGCAUCUACAUCACCAAGAUCAUCGAGGGAGGUGCUGCCCAGAAGGACGGGCGCCUGCAGAUCGGGGACCGGCUGCUAGCGGUGAACAACACGAACCUGCAGGACGUGCGGCACGAGGAGGCAGUGGCUGCCCUGAAGAACACCUCUGACAUGGUGUACCUGAAGGUGGCCAAGCCCGGCAACAUCCACCUCAACGACAUGUACGCGCCCCCCGACUACGCCAGCACCUUCUCAGCACUGGCUGACAACCACAUAAGCCAUAACUCCAGUAUGGGCUACCUGGGAAGCAUGGAGAGCAAGCCUGCCUACCCUGUCCCCCAGCAGGUGACUCCAUCUCGGUACUCGCCUAUCCCUCGGCACAUGAUGGGGGAUGAUGACUUCACCAGGGAGCCCCGGAAAAUCAUCCUGCAUAAAGGCUCCACCGGCCUGGGCUUCAACAUCGUCGGAGGGGAGGAUGGCGAGGGCAUCUUCGUGUCCUUCAUCCUGGCCGGAGGCCCGGCCGACCUCAGUGGGGAGCUGCGGAGGGGAGACCGCAUCCUCUCGGUGAACGGCGUCAACCUCCGCAACGCGACCCACGAGCAGGCGGCGGCGGCGCUGAAGCGCGCGGGGCAAACGGUGACGAUCGUGGCUCAGUACCGGCCCGAGGAGUACAGCCGCUUCGAGUCGAAGAUCCACGACCUGAGGGAGCAGAUGAUGAACAGCAGCAUGAGCUCCGGCUCCGGCUCGCUCCGCACCAGCGAGAAGAGAUCUCUCUAUGUCCGAGCCCUGUUUGACUAUGACCGGACCCGGGACAGUUGCUUGCCCAGCCAGGGGCUCAGCUUCUCCUAUGGGGACAUCCUGCACGUCAUCAACGCCUCCGACGACGAGUGGUGGCAGGCCAGGCUGGUGACUCCGCACGGCGAGAGCGAGCAGAUCGGGGUCAUCCCCAGCAAGAAGAGGGUGGAAAAGAAAGAGAGAGCGCGGUUGAAAACGGUGAAGUUCCACGCCAGGACUGGCAUGAUUGAGUCUAACAGGUCGAUCAAAACGAAACGUAAAAAGAGUUUCCGCCUCUCUCGAAAGUUUCCAUUUUACAAGAGCAAAGAGAACCUGGCCCAGGAGAGCAGCAGACAGGAACAGGGUGUGACGUCCAACACCAGUGACAGCGAGAGCAGCUCCAAAGGACAAGAGGACACCAUCCUGUCGUACGAGCCGGUGACGCGGCAAGAAAUUCACUACGCGAGGCCGGUGAUCAUCCUGGGUCCCACCAAGGACCGGGUCAACGACGACCUCAUCUCUGAAUUCCCACACAAGUUUGGCUCCUGCGUGCCCCACACCACCAGGCCCCGGCGUGACAACGAGGUGGACGGGCAGGAUUACCACUUCGUCGUGUCCCGGGAGCAGAUGGAGAAGGACAUCCAGGACAACAAGUUCAUAGAGGCUGGGCAGUUCAACGACAACCUCUACGGGACCAGCAUCCAGUCAGUGCGGGCAGUGGCGGAGCGGGGGAAGCACUGCAUCCUGGAUGUGUCUGGCAAUGCUAUCAAGAGGUUGCAACAAGCACAACUUUAUCCCAUUGCCAUUUUCAUCAAACCAAAAUCCAUCGAAGCUCUCAUGGAGAUGAACCGGAGGCAGACGUAUGAACAGGCCAACAAGGUCUUCGACAAAGCCAUGAAGCUGGAGCAGGAGUUCGGCGAGUACUUCACAGCCAUUGUACAAGGAGACUCUCUGGAAGAGAUCUACAGCAAAAUCAAACAGAUCAUUGAGGACCAAUCCGGGCACUACAUCUGGGUCCCGUCCCCAGAGAAACUCUGAAGAUGUUCCCCUCCUGCUUCCCUGCGAGCAGAAGAUCUCUUCAGUCCCACCUCACCCGAGCCCUCUGCCCCGAGGGGGGGAUAUGAAAACUAUUCCUGCCCCUUUUUUAGAUCGUCGCAAAAUUGAGUUUUCUAGUCCUGUUUCUUUUGUUGGGAUGAACUCAUCUCAUUCCUCACGUGACUGUUCCCGCUGUUCCUGCAUGGACCUUCCCACUGCUCCAUUAGAGACAGAUGAGAACCCAUUCAAGGUCGUUUUUUAUUACUAUUAUUAUUAUUAUUAUUAUUA